GCCCGGUGACAUCGGUCGUUAACGCAUUAUCUCAUGAGAACACACCAUCCAACAUGGCCGAACUCACCUCCGCCGCCAUGACACUUUCUAACACAUGUCGUUUUUUUUUUUAUGCAGUGAACGAGAAAAGAAAAUAACAGACGAGUUCCGAUACUCAAUCACAACAGCAUUCCAUCUUUAAUUUUGGCAGUGAUAACAAAUCGACAAUUCCAGUCACCACUUUCGUUAUUUCGAUAAAGAAAAACAAUCAGUCGAUCUCGAAUCGCACUGCAACAUCGUUUUUUGUGGAUGGAACAUAUGAUACGUGAGAUGUGUGCACUCUCCAGCGGACAUUACUGUGAAAAUCCCAGAUAAUUGACAAACACCAUCAACUGCAGAUUCCUUUCAUUGCAUUCAUGACCCUCACUCAGCAAGGAGACAUCUUAAAUUGGAUAAUUCCUGUGAAUAGAUUGGACCCAGUGGGCCCGAGGCCCUCAGUAUCCCGAGAUGAGUUCCCAUCAUCAUCUGAAUGCAACCUCCGGCGAAGUUGUCCACAUAAAUGACCUGUCCGAGGACAUCGGGGCACUCUACCUCUCCGAUGAAUACUCAGAUGUGACACUUAUUGUAUCUGGACAACGUUUUAACGGUCAUCGAGUUAUUCUCGCUGCCAGGAGUCAGUAUUUUCGUGCACUGCUUUUUGGGGGAUUGAAGGAGAGUACGCAGGAGGAGAUUGAGCUCAAGGGUACAACGCUUCCGGCAUUCAAAGAGCUUCUCAAGUAUAUUUACACUGGACAUUUGUCGUUGACGAAUGAACGAGAGGAGACAAUUCUGGACAUUUUGGGCCUGGCCCAUCAGUACGGCUUCCUAGAGCUGGAGAUGGCCAUAUCGGAUUAUUUAAAAGAAAUAUUGAAUAUAAAGAAUGUGUGCCUGAUAUUCGAUGCAACUCGGCUGUAUCAACUGGAUCGAUUAACGAAGGUUUGCCACGAAUACAUGGACAAACAUGCCCUGGAAGUCAUUAAACACGAGAGUUUCCUCCAGUUGAGUGCAAAUGCUGUUAAGGAACUCGUGUCCAGAGAUUCUUUUUACGCCCCUGAGAUUGAUAUUUUUCUGGCUAUGCAGACGUGGGUCAAGGCGAAUCCCGAAGUGGAUAUGAACGAGGUAUUAGGUCAAGUAAGACUGAGUCUCCUAGCAAUAACUGAUCUUUUGAACGUGGUGCGUCCCACUGGCCUCGUAUCACCAGAAUCAAUUUUAGACGCCAUUGCUGCACGCACCCAGACCCGAGAUUCUGAGCUUAUUUAUCGAGGUCGUUUGCUCGUCGAUGAAAAUGUCGCACAUCCAAGAUAUGGAGCCCAAGUUCUCCAGGGUGAAAUGCGGAGUUAUCUGCUGGAUGGUGAUACCCACAAUUAUGACAUGGAACGAGGAUACACCAGGCACGUCAUAACUGAGUUACAUGACCAUGGGAUUCUCAUUAAAUUAGGAGCUCAGAGUAUUAUUAAUCAUGUGAAGAUGUUGCUGUGGGACAGGGACAUGAGGUCCUAUUCGUAUUAUAUAGAAGUCUCGAUUGAUCAAAAAGACUGGGUGAAAGUGGUUGACCACUCUGAUUACUUCUGUCGUAGCUGGCAGUACCUGUACUUCGAGCCACGAGUGGCUCUAUAUGUUCGUAUUGUUGGAACGAACAACACAGUCAACAAGGUUUUCCAUGUCGUGAGUUUCGAAGCUUAUUACACUAAUCACUCCGAAAAAUUAUCGAGAGGCUUCGUGAUGCCCUCCGAGAACGUCGCGACGAUGGACAGGAGUGCGAGUGUCAUCGAAGGUGUCAGCAGAUCCAGAAAUGCUCUUCUGAAUGGCGAUACAUCGAAUUACGAUUGGGACAGUGGUUACACGUGUCAUCAACUGGGCUCUGGCUCCAUUUUGGUGCAGCUUGGACAGCCCUACAUGAUUGAUUCCAUCAGACUGCUCCUGUGGGAUUGCGACGACCGUUCGUACUCGUACUACAUCGAGGUGUCAGGCAACUCCUGGAAUUGGGAGAGAGUCGUUGAUAAGACAAUCGAGGCCUGCAGAUCCUGGCAGACCCUUAAAUUCCAUCCACCGAGGCCAAUUGUGUUUAUUCGCAUCGUUGGUACUCAUAAUACUGCUAAUGAGGUGUUUCACUGUGUCCAUUUUGAGUGUCCAGCACGACUGGAGGCACCUGGAGAUGCAAAAUCACCGAGAAAAAAUAAACGACAGCCCCCAGUGUUGAAUGCCAAUAUUUUAAUACCACCAACUCCACCAGAAACAGCUACUGAGGCUGUCAAUAUCGAUCAGGAUGAUGGAAAUUCAACAGAUGAUUCAGCUGUUUCUGCUGGUAUACCCUGAAUCAAAUUUUCUCUCACUAGAAUUUUUUAUCUCAUGAGAAUUCGUUUUGCUACUGCACUCGAACCCGAAACUGGAAACUCGAACUCAAAAAUCGAACAACGAUAACAAUUUCUCUUACGUUUGAAACAAAAAAUUGGAAAAAUCGAGACUUGAAUUUAAGUUCUGCUGGAAAUUCUGAUAGUUCGGGAGAUAUUGGAGAGAAUAAAUAAUCAAUAGACUUGAUUGAAGGCUUUUAGAAACGGCAACUUGCAAGCUCUCCGGAGGAAUCGCAACAAAUGUUGAUACAAAGUAAAUAGUCAAUAUAUCUCUCCCUUUUCUCUCACAAACUCCUGAACUGUCUCAGCUAUUUGUUGUUUGCAAAAUUGAAGGCAAAAAUAUGGAAAAUUAAUUUCCAAUGAUUGUUUAUAUUUCCUGAACAUCAGGGAGUUUAAUAGCUCAUGAAUAGGAAGAGCGCUGAUUUUUAUUUCGUGCGUUAUUAGCACUUUGUGUAGUACAUAAUGAAAUUAUCACAAACUACUUUUAACUUACCUGGAGGAAUUUUUAAAAGUCUAUUUUUUUAUUCUUUGUAUCUACUUUGUUAUGAGUGUUCCCAUCCAAACAGUAUUUUUCCUGUAGACGAUUAUCCUCUCCAGGUGAUGUGGAUCAAUAAUAAUCGACUUAGAAGAUGAUGUAAAUAUCGAAAACACUCGAUUCCCUUAGUUUUACUCUUUGUAUCUAGUCAAAUCCCUGUUUGUUAAAAAAUAAUAUCGAUUUUCAAUGGAAGUCCUAAAUUUUAUGUAUACCAGAGAAAAUGGAAUAAAUUGUUUCUGUAGAA
This is a messenger RNA of Diachasmimorpha longicaudata, 3148 nucleotides long. It is a transcript of the gene BTBD9, whose product is annotated as BTB/POZ domain-containing protein 9. Bases 487 to 2334 code for a protein of 615 amino acids. Gene Ontology annotation, molecular function: protein binding. The transcript is spliced from 7 exons. NCBI's taxonomy places the organism in Eukaryota, Metazoa, Arthropoda, Insecta, Hymenoptera, Braconidae. Gene Ontology annotation, cellular component: cytoplasm. The record is from RefSeq and is a predicted model, not a curated record. Gene Ontology annotation, biological process: circadian behavior; modulation of chemical synaptic transmission; adult locomotory behavior.